AUGUGGAGGCAAAUCGACCUUCGCAAGUCGAAAAGGAAGCAGAAGCUCGUUGAACGCACUCAAACCAAAUUGGAAAAAGCUACUUCGCGACAGGUUGAUCAGAUCUUGACCUUCAAUCAUCUCCUCGACACACUAUCCAAACAUGACCAAACGAUGACCCGAUUCCAAGCCAACAGCUCGACCUUACAUCGAUGUCUGAUCAAGUGGGACAAGCUGAAAGCACACGACCGAUCGUUCACGCGCACCUCAAUCAGGCUGGCACUAGAACUCCAGAGCUUCAUGAGUCAGAUGGACAACUACUUUCGCAUCCCUCACGAGCGCCCUGCCCAUCACCUUCUCCAACAACAUCGACAGCAGCAAGUCAUCGUUAUCACUCCAAGCCCAAUCAGCCUCAACGAGGCCUUUGUUGAGAUCAUCACCGCCGGACCAUCCCAUCUAAGGAUAGACGAUGAGCCCUCGAUGCCCAACUACUCCGCAACAGACCCCCAGCCGCAGCCCCAGAGCCAUGACCGCUCGAAGCUCGGCUUCAGGAAACAGAUCGUGCUCAAGUACAAGCUCGGCCAGCUCAGAUUCAAGACCAAGAAAUUCAACCAGAAGUUCGAGGACCAUGAGGCGCGCAAACUCAGGCUCAAACUCAACGGCAAUCAGUGCAUCUUCAACAUGGUCGAAGACGGCAAAACCCUCCUCGAACUCAACGAAUCCAUCAUCGACCUCGUCUUCCAUCUCUGUCUCUUGCGCAAUCCUAAACGCUAA
This is a messenger RNA of Puccinia triticina, 753 nucleotides long. RefSeq lists its product as uncharacterized. The record is from RefSeq and is a predicted model, not a curated record. NCBI's taxonomy places the organism in Eukaryota, Fungi, Basidiomycota, Pucciniomycetes, Pucciniales, Pucciniaceae. Bases 1 to 753 code for a protein of 250 amino acids. The transcript is spliced from 5 exons.